AUGAAGUUCUCCGCCAUCCUCGCCUUUGCUACGGCAGCCGUCGCCGCGCCAUGGAGCACAGAGCCAUGGGGUGACCUAGAAUGCACUCCUCCAGCCUACGCCUGCAAGCCUGAUUUCACUGGUUGGCUCGUCUGCAACGUCGAUGGUUGGUUCAUUGAUGGUGGGAACUGUGACGGAAACACUUGGUGCCAGUACAUCGAUGGUCUACCUUACUGUGUCUAAAUACCAACUAUAAAAGGAGGAGCUUAGGAAUCGCAGAAUUUAUUAAUACGGCGUCAAUUCAAGAUGGAUAAUAUGCGAUGAUUGAUUCGAGUCAAUCAUGUGGUCUGAAGUUUUAACCGAGGGAUGUAUUGGGGGGUAUGAAUAAGUUAUCA
Messenger RNA from Hypoxylon trugodes, 374 nucleotides. RefSeq lists its product as uncharacterized. The record is from RefSeq and is a predicted model, not a curated record. Lineage: Eukaryota; Fungi; Ascomycota; Sordariomycetes; Xylariales; Hypoxylaceae. The transcript is spliced from 2 exons. Bases 1 to 222 code for a protein of 73 amino acids.